AUGCUGCAUCCGGUGCAAAGCGAAGAAUGGAUGUCAGCGAAGGACCAAUACAAUGGUGGUUUAUUAUAUCAAUUACAACAUGGUAGUUGUGAAAUGCAUUCUGGUCGUCGUGGAUUUUUUCGUGGCUUUCGUGGAUUACAUCGUGGCUUUCGUGAAUCUUAUCAUGGCUUUCGUGGAUUAUAUCGUGGCUUUCGUGGAUCUUAUCAUGGCUUUCAUGGAUUAUAUCGUGGCUUUCAUGGAUCUUAUCAUGGCUUUCAUGGAUUAUAUCAUGGCUUUCGUGGAUUAUAUCGUGGCUUUCGUGGAUCUUAUCAUGGCUUUCAUGGAUUAUAUCGUGGCUUUCGUGGAUUACAUGGUGGUUGUCGUGGAUCUUGUCAAACUAAUCUUGGGUUAUAUUACGUUAAUCUACGAAUGAAGACUGACGAUGACGUUUCAAAAGCAAUGCUCUAA
This is a messenger RNA of Xenia sp. Carnegie-2017, 447 nucleotides long. RefSeq names its product nucleolar protein 3-like. The transcript is spliced from 2 exons. The record is from RefSeq and is a predicted model, not a curated record. Lineage: Eukaryota; Metazoa; Cnidaria; Anthozoa; Malacalcyonacea; Xeniidae. The coding region runs from base 1 to 447 and encodes 148 amino acids.